AUGCUUGCCUCGGACUACGACUACUCAUCUGACGAGGGGGAGGGUGAGCUUUUCGGUGGCCCAGAGCCAAAGCAAAUGCAACAGCAGCAGGCAGCAACACAAGAUGGCGAUUCCGCACAGGAAGAAAACCUGGAAGUGCAACCUCUCAAGGUUAACGGCGCGAAGAAGGAUGGCCAGACUGAUGGUGAAGCACGAGGCUCAAGCGAGGAUUCCGCCAAACAAAGCGAUGACCGUGAAAGAGGUAGCGAAGAUGCGGUCGAUCGACCUUUGGACCCCAAAGUCUCUCGGAAUGGCACGCUCCGCAACACAGACUCUUUCUUCAAAGACGAAAACACCGAGACACGCAAAAUCACCCUCACUCCCAACCUGCUUCGCGACGACUCCAGUACAUCGACUACAGGCUCCCGCGAGCGCGGCCCCAGUCUCGAAAGUUUGGAGAAGAACGGGUUCGCGGACAAGGUCAAGGACGACAAGAAGAAGAAAGAGAAGAAGUCUGGCAUGCUCAGUGGGCUUUUCAAGCGCAAGGAUCGUAAAGGCAAGGGCGCACAAGACUCUGUGGACAGCGACAUCGAGAAGCCGGAAGAAAUAGACCGCAGCUCGCCGCAAUCGAAACCAUCGGAUGAACUCGCAGAACGACCGUCAGCUGAACAGGCAACAGCUCCAGCACCGUUGAGACAGUUGAGCAAGCCCAAGGUGCAUCGAAGUCAACGUAACCGAGACGAUUCACCGCAAAAGACAAAGGGUAUCUUGAAGACCGAGAGUCCGACUGAGUUGAGCGCCGAGCCAGAUGCCAUGUCGGAUGGACCUGACAAUCAGUCCGCCGCACAACAGUCUACGUCGACCAUGCGUCUAGUCCCGCCCGAACAGGAUCAGGCCAACAGGCCUUCUGUAGAAGAACAGACCAUGUCGCCAGACUCAACAUCCGCGCCUACAAACUCAAGAAACCCAUUCAGUAGUAUGAUGAAAUCACCACAAGAAGGAGAGGUCAAGCGCGAGAAGGUUACCAAGGCGAAGCAGCGCGUGCAGUUGGAUGAUUUCGAUUCAGAUGAAAGCAGCGAUCCUUUCGCGGAUCCUGAUGCUCAGGAUAAGCCAGGCGAGGCUGAGAAGUCUGAGUCUGCUGGACGCCUUUCUGAGUCUCCAGUACACGUCUCUGCAGCGGACGCACAGCCUUCACAGAAAGAGAGUGUUGCCGACAGAGAAAGAGAGUCUGAAUCCCACCACACUCCAGGCCUGUCUACCGAUAGCUCAAGCCAAGAGACUAGCUCCCCCAUUUCGACGCCUACGCCUGACGACAGCCCUAUGAAAACCAUUCCAGAAAACAACACGAUUUCGACUUUCAGGUCUGACAACACUUCCUCACCCACGCAUCAUGCAUCUGAACCGGCCGGUCCUCCACCCUCACGACCAGCACCAAUCCCUACCAAGGAUCGCGAACCUUCGCCGCCCGUAUCCUCGGAAAGCACAAUGCUUCCUGCAUGGUCUGACGCCUCGCUCCGCGCUUACCUCGAUGAUGGUAGCGAGAUUCGUGAUAUGCUCGUCGUUAUUAACGACACUACGGGGGUUGUACCUGUUGGUCGCGAUCAUCCACUGAUGAAGGACUAUCUCUCCGAAGAGACAAAGACCAUGCAAGGCCUGAGUGGCGAACUAGAUCGUCUGCUCAACGGGCUUAUGGAGAAGCGCAUGAAGCGAGCUGGAAGUGGUGCUAGCACCGCGCGCAGCACAAGCGCAAACGGGAGUUUGAGGGCGGGGUCGAGAUUUUAG
Molecule: messenger RNA, 1761 nt
Organism: Alternaria hordeiaustralica
Lineage: Eukaryota; Fungi; Ascomycota; Dothideomycetes; Pleosporales; Pleosporaceae
Exons: 2
Coding region: 1-1761 (586 amino acids)
Biological process (GO): establishment or maintenance of actin cytoskeleton polarity
Cellular component (GO): cell tip; microtubule cytoskeleton
Source: RefSeq, a predicted model, not a curated record